Molecule: messenger RNA, 1751 nt
Organism: Nannospalax galili (Upper Galilee mountains blind mole rat)
Lineage: Eukaryota; Metazoa; Chordata; Mammalia; Rodentia; Spalacidae
Gene: Spire1
Product: spire type actin nucleation factor 1
Biological process (GO): intracellular transport; Golgi vesicle transport; actin nucleation
Cellular component (GO): cell cortex; cytoplasmic vesicle membrane
Molecular function (GO): actin binding
Source: RefSeq, a predicted model, not a curated record
UUUCCUCUAAAUCCAAGUCUGUGGACAAAUCAGACGAAGAACUCCAGUUUCCCAAAGAGUUCAUGGAGGAUUGGAGCACAAUGGAGGUGUGUGUAGACUGCAAAAAGUUCAUUUCGGAAAUCAUCAGCUCAAGCCGGCGCAGCCUGGUGUUGGCCAACAAAAGAGCCCGGUUGAAAAGGAAGACGCAGUCUUUCUACAUGUCCUCGUCAGGCCCCUCGGAGUACUGCCCUUCAGAAAGGACUAUCAAUGAGAUCUGAGCCCUGUGCCUUCCAGUUGCUUUUAUGUCUAGAGGGGCCUUGGUGUGGCAAUGCUGCGGGACUCUACUUCCCGUGGUUUUACUUACUAGGCUUCAGUUUGCAGCAGGUCGGACUUUGCUGCAUCACCUUGUAGCACAGACUGAAUGCUGUGUUCAUAUCAAUGGAUGGUAUGCAACAGGUCAGCCAGUUGCUCAUUUGCACUCAGAAAGGAUAAUACCCUAAAACUUGAUUUUGUGUGUGUGGAUGUGGAAUCCAGAAACUUCCUUAGUUCAGUUCCUCAGCAUUCAUCAAGUAAUUUCCUGGCUAAGGCAGAAAGCUUCUUCUGAUACGAUUCUGACAGAAGUGUUGAGGUUCUAAGCAGUAAGUCAUAUUGGCAUUUCCACAAGACAGUGUUCCUAUCUCAUGUUCAUAGUGGUCCAGAGCCCUGCUACACACCGGCCCCCUGGCUUGACCAGGCUGGCUGUUGUCUCACAGCACAAACCUAGAAGGCCUGGCUGUCAUGCUCCACCUGCCGGGCUGCCACCUGCAUUCUAGUGCAGAACACCGAGUGAGCUGUACCCUGCUUGGGAAGCCACUUCCUCUGAGCUGCCAGGUCUGUCUGGCUGCCACAAAGUCAGUGUCUCCUGAGCUGCUAACAGGCCUUUAUUCCCUAUCAUGAAGGUAUUAUGUUAGGAAUAGUUUUAUAAUAGAUGUCUAAGAAUUAAAAUUUUGUGGGAGUUUGAGGAAAAAGGAAGGCUAAAAUUUUGUCAAGCAGCUCAGUAUAUUUUGGUUAACUGUGACAGGCUGUGACAGCAGAGGGUGCCUGCAGAAUUGAGCUACUGCUCCUACAUUUUCAGCCACACUUUUCAUAACUUUAUAGUGCAGCCAUCGUGACUAAAUUAAGCCACAAUUUGGUACCUAAGACUCAAAUUGAAGUCUGUUUUUAUAAAUGAAUUUUAAAAGAAAAAUUCUGGCUGUUUUAAAAUUUCAAGAAAAUGAACCUGCUGCCAUGCAGAAUUUUUGGAUGCUAUUUGCACUAGUUUUCUUGUGAGUCGGGUGUAGGUGGGUUUGGAUGGAGAUUGGCAGUUAGUAUUGUGCACACUUGAAAUUUCUCCACUCCUGUGGCCCAUAUCAUGGGCUGUCCUGUAUUUCUAUGUGCUUAGAAAUAAUCAGUCAUUGAAAUUCCACUAAUGUUUGGAAAAUCAGUUAAUGCACAUGCACAAUAAUUUCCUGAAAGCUAUAAAAAACACCCUCAUAGUCACCAGUGACAACUCCAUUUAAUAAAAGGCAUGACAGUUGCAUUUCAUACCAACAUCAAAAUAUAGUAACAUUUCCACAUUAAAUUAACAGUAAUACCUCAGAACUGCUCCAAUAGUAAUUUUUAAUGCAUUGAAUUUAUAGUUUAGUAAUGGCUUUAAAUUACUUAUGAAAUAAACUUUACCAAUUGACCAAAGUAAUGCAUGUUCAUAGAGUUCAUCUAAGCUGCAUAUAAAGUGGGCCACCAGAAAACCCUUA